UGUACUGUGCCUGGCAUCAUGCACCAUGCACAGGGUUGCAAAUGUCUGGCACAGAACUCCAUGAGCCUCCUAGCUCAGACCUGGAGAAAAACAUAGCUGGCUUGCCGAGGCUGAUGUUUAAUUACAGAAUAUUCCAAGUUGGAAGGGACGCAUGGCAAGCCCAAGGGCAUAACUAAGUUACCCCAUGCUUGAUGCAGCCACUGUUGGAACCAGUUACUUUGUAUUUUUCUGGGUAAAAUAACACCGGGUAUCUGAGCAUCACUACUGCAUCCACCAACAGAGGCUGGGCCAUUUCUCUUUAAAAAACCCAAAGGGCCAGUGUUGACUCCAGAUAUGACCUGCACAACACAAGUGCUUCACCCUGCUCACCGCAGUGGUGCAGGCUGCUGAGGUGGGAGUGCGGCAUUUCUUCCUUCUUCCCCUCCCCUCUGCGUGUAACUGGGGUAUUUUGUCAGCCUCUGUUUAAUAUGCAUACUUCUCCCUUGGCUCUUGCCCAGACUUGAAGGAGUGCACUGCUUUCCUCAACCAAGGGCUUGUCUAAACAACGAUGUUCUGGCUGCUUUAACGAGUGUUGUUCAAGUGCUAAAUCCCCCUAAGCCUUGUGGAGUUACAUUAGUACAAACAUUGCUGUCUGGGAAGCAAUAUCUGCUUUAAAGCACCUCUCUAGGCUGUGUACCAGGUGUCCACGGCAGUGGCAGCAUGGAAUAAGAGAGUGGUUUAAGCUUGCUGUAUAAGACUUUAAAAAGCAAACCUGGUUGUGAUGGUUUUAUAGAAGCUUAAAUACUUGAGGGGGCAGAAGUUGAUGGUAGGACAGUUGACGUUCAAACAGACGUCAAGCUACUUCAUUAUUUCCUGAUAUGUUUCUUGUUGCAGUGGGCUGGAAGUGGCCAGGAUGUUUAGUGAUGCUGAUGUAGAGUGACCUGAUCCUUUUCCUGGAGUGCAUCUCCUUGCCUGAGGUCUGCAGGGUUGUAGACUUUUCGCCUGUGCAGUAUGGUUGCUAUUUACCUGCUAAGAUAUUAGGACUCAUCUACAUCAGAGCAACUCUACCAGCGUACUUCUGCUGACACAGCCUCAAAGCACUAUAGCAACCGUUCCCUCAGCUGCUUCACACAGCCUUUGUAUCUGAGGAAGCUGUGGUAAAGCAAGGCGUCUGUAACUGUGUCUGCAGCAGAGUUUCUGCAAACACAGGUGUCUCGGUCCUGUGGUGUUUCCUUUCACACCCUUUGCUGAGCCUGUGCUCUUAGGAGCAGCUUGGGGAGCUCCCCCCUCCAGCUGGAGGGUUUGUAUUACCCUCUGCUGUGCUGGCAAAGUUGUGGGGUUUUGUGCUGAAGCCCACACCGGAUUAGCUGAAUCACCACCACCAGGCAGGCUAUGGAUUUUGAAUCAAAGAACAGUUUCAUAGGAAGCUUUCUUCAGCCACCAGAUCAGAUGCUUCCUGCAGCCUUUGUUUAUACAGAAUCAAAGAAGUUGGCAGCUGCUGCUGGUGACAGGCCUUCUCUCCCAAAUAACCAAGCUGUAGUGGCAGCCCUGAAAACUCUGCAAGAAAAAAUCCACCGUCUAGAGCUGGAGAAGUCACAGGCUGAAGAUAACCUGUGCAGCCUCUCCAGAGCAGCUGCUCAGUACAAGAAGGUCUUAGAGCAGGGAUCCUACGAGAAGAACACAGCCCAUCAAGAGCUGAUGCAACAGAGGAAAGAUGCAAGUGUGCAGUUAAGUGCAGCACAAUCCCGCUGCUCCCUGCUGGAGAAACAGCUGGAUUACAUGAGAAAAAUGGUUUGUACUGCAGAACUGGAAAAGAAAAUGAUUUUACAACAACAGCUUCAGAAAGAGGAAGAUCAGAACCGGUUGGAACUGCAUGCAAAACUUGACAAGCUUGAAGUGCUAGAAAAAGAAUGUCUUAAACUUACUGCUACUCAGAGAAUUGCCGAAGACAAGAUCAAACACUUAGAAGAAAAGCUUUGUAAAGAAGAGCAUCAGCAUAAGCUAAUACAAGAUAAAACUGCUCAGCUUCAAAAUGGAUUUGAUAUAAACAGAAUUUUGAUGUCUUCAGUAACAUCUCAAUGUGAACCUGAAAAGGAAAAUGGGAAGAACAAAAAACCUAGGAAGCAGAGAAAUCCUACAAUGAAGAAAAUUCAGCUUUCACAAUUACAUGUAAAGGCUGCUGAACUACCUUUUGUGGCUGGGAAGUCUGUCAGCUCCAGCCAUUCUGUCAGUGCAAAUGUACAAAGUGUGUUGCAUAUUAUGAAGCAUCGCAAUCCAUGUAUCUCGUCACGAAGACAAGGAGGAGCUACGUCUGGGGUUUCAGGACACAGUGCACUUUCAAAAUCCUCUUGUUUCACAUCACCCACUGUCACCAGGAGCUUUUCAGACCUUCUGUUGACCUUAGAAGACAAGCUGGGCCAAAUGAGCUCUGAGCAUCAAGAACUUCUGAAGCAGAUACAGGAGACUCAAGACUUCCAAGCUCGUGAAGACCUGAAACAGGAGCUGGAUUGCCUUGUAAAACAAAUGGAGAGCAAAAGAAAACAAAUAUCCAAGCUGAAAAAGCAUCAGGCUACUGUGCAGAAAUUAAAGAGAAAAACUGAGAAAUUGAAGCAAGGGGCACCUCACGUCAAACUAAAGGGUGGUGAACAAAAGGAAACAAAGGAGGUUGCAGUCACUGUAAAAGAAAGUAUGUCUAAACCUUGUCCUGGGCAGAAAAGCAGAAGCUCUCUUCAGCUGCUAAAAGCUGUGAGGAAACUUCAGUUAUCUCUGAAAAAAGAUGAUGUCAUCUGAAAAGAACAGUUCUGAAUUUGCUAUGUUAGAUGUUUUUGAAGUUGUCUGACACCUAGUAGACUUUUAGUUGUACAAAAUACCUUUUAAAAAUAAACUAGAUACAAUAGACAUGUACAUUCUAAACUCUCUAGUAGGUCAGAUUGUUCACCUUAGAAUUAACUUUCAUGUAGUGUAGUUAUAACUCAACUACACUUCCUUGUAAUGGAAUAAUGAAAUGUUAUUAUUUGCUAACUUGUCAAAUAAAAUUUUAUACUUUUUUUACACUUAAAA
Messenger RNA from Corvus hawaiiensis (hawaiian crow), 3039 nucleotides. RefSeq names its product centrosomal protein 57 like 1 (gene CEP57L1). The transcript is spliced from 11 exons. NCBI's taxonomy places the organism in Eukaryota, Metazoa, Chordata, Aves, Passeriformes, Corvidae. Gene Ontology annotation, cellular component: centrosome. The coding region runs from base 1372 to 2769 and encodes 465 amino acids. The record is from RefSeq and is a predicted model, not a curated record. Gene Ontology annotation, molecular function: microtubule binding; identical protein binding; gamma-tubulin binding.